GGCGCGAAGUUAGGAUCGUUAGUCCCUAUUUGUAAGUAACAUUACAAGAUACAUAUGUUGACUAACUUCCUCGCAUGAUUAGGACUAUUGCAUGACGUGCGCACCAUUCAAUGCCUCGGGCAAUAUCUUUCCUCUGCUGUCUGACGCGUUAGCCGUCGGUGUCGUGAACGAAUCGCGUAAAGAUAUACCGCGAUACAUCAUCGCCAACACGGGAAGCGUUCGGUUCGACAUGUACAAGGGGCCUUUCACUUAUGACGAUCAAUUCAUCGUCUCGCCGUUCCGUGACAUUUUCUUGUACAUUCCAGAUGUGCCCUACGCCUUGGCCAGGAACUUAACCGAGUUACUCAACAAUGCUGGUGCCAGUCGGAAGCGUAACGUUGGUAUUAUCCCUGUUGAACGCGACAUCUGCGUCGACCCUGUCCCUGUCCGCUUCACCGAAUCUAGGAGCGAAGAGCGUCGUGCGUUUAAUCACGAAUCUCCUAGAAUUACGAGGCGUCAAGUUGUCGACUUGACCGCCGGUUAUACCACCAUGGAUGACUUUGGCACUGAUGGCGACGACACUGCGCAUUCCAAAAUUCCGUACUACGAAAUCCCCGAUUUUUUCCAAGGCGUAGCUGGAUUUAGUGAUAAUCAGACGGCAGAUGUUGUUGAUGUCGUGUUUGUUGAUUUCAUCGAGAGUGAUCUUCUUGCUAUCCUCGGCUCUAAUUAUAGCUCUGCCGAUGUCUCGUAUUAUAUCGAUGCGAACUUCACAACCCAAGACUACUUGCCGUUGUAUAUCCAGCAGACGAGAGCUUUCCAAACCGGGUUGCCUAAUUGUAGGUAGGUAGGUAGUUAGGUAGUUAAUAGGGAUUAGUUUAGCAUUUAACGACGUCUUAUCUUAAUGCGAUGUUGUUCAAUUGAUACACCUAAAAGUAGAA
Messenger RNA from Daldinia vernicosa, 917 nucleotides. RefSeq names its product 5'-nucleotidase. The record is from RefSeq and is a predicted model, not a curated record. The transcript is spliced from 2 exons. NCBI's taxonomy places the organism in Eukaryota, Fungi, Ascomycota, Sordariomycetes, Xylariales, Hypoxylaceae. The coding region runs from base 92 to 823 and encodes 243 amino acids. Gene Ontology annotation, molecular function: hydrolase activity. Gene Ontology annotation, biological process: nucleotide catabolic process.